UAGAAGGAGCUCUUGGCGCUCGCUUACCUAACCUGAAAACCAAACAUACACAAACAUGGCGUUAACACACGCAGGCAGGAUGCUGUGUCCUCUUCGGUGUUCGCUUUACAUCAUUACCCUAUGGCUUGUAGGGGUUCAUUCGUCGACACUUUAUCUACACAAUGAGGACCGCUACGUAGCACCGCAACAAAGAGGAUAUUUUACAGUAAACGCAAAUCAGGAUUUACCAGACGCAGAUGGAGGGGGCAACGCGGCUCCAGAUCCACGACUGGCCGCUCUUGGUGCUGCUGAAGGCGUAUUGAACCACGGCGCCCUUCUGCCAAGGCGAAGCCGCCGGAGCACUUCUGAAUCUGCCAUGCCGAAGGUGUACGGCCAGGCCAGCUUGAAUGACUCUCAUAACCAGAUGGUUGUCCACUGGGCUGGAGAAAAAAGCAAUGUCAUCGUGGCUUUGGCUCGAGACGGCGCUGGAGCCGAUGGACCCAGAGACAGCGCGGUCUAUGUGUCUUAUGACUAUGGGUCCAGCUUCACUCCUGUCUCUUCGAAAUUCAAGUUGCCUGAGGCUAUGGCCAAGGCUGGCAGCACACAGAUAAUCUCUCAAUUCUACCACAGUCCUGCAGAUAACAAAAGGUACAUUUUCGUUGACACCACCAACAACUACCUGUGGAACACCUAUGACUUCUCCCAAAGUGUGCAAGGUUUCUCAGUCCCAUUCAAACCAACAGACAUAGUGAUCCACAGCACAAUGCCCAAUCUGGUGCUAGGGUAUGACAGCUCUCACCCAAACAAGCAGCUGUGGAAGUCAGACGACUUUGGGGAGACUUGGGUGUUGAUCCAGGAGCAUGUGAAGACCUACUUUUGGGGUGUUGAGCCAUACGACCCGCCCACAACAGUGAUGGUCCAGAGGCAUGAGCCCCAGGGUGUCUCCACAAUUCUUAGUAGUACUGACUUCUUUCAGAGUGAACAGAACCAUACAGUGAUCCUGGAGCAAGUUGACAGCUUCCAGCUCAGGGAAAAAUACAUGUUUGCUACCACAACGAGGAAACUGCUUGGCAGUGCUGAGCCUUCAUCCGUUCAGCUCUGGGUCUCCUAUAACCGCCAGCCAAUGAAAGCUGCCCAAUUUAGAACUCGCCAUCCAAUCACAGAGUACUACAUUGCUGAUGCUUCUGAGGACCAAGUGUUUGUUUGUGUGAACCACGUGAACAAUAUGACACACCUGUACAUCUCAGACACACAGGGUGUUUCCUUCUCUCUGUCUUUGGAGAAUGUUCUAUACUACAGUCCAGAGAGAUCCAAAAGAAACUCACUCAUCAGGUAUUAUACUAAAGAGCCUUUUGCUGACCUGCACCGCGUGGAGGGACUCAGAGGUGUCUUCAUCGCCACAAUCGUCAAUGGGUCUCUCACUGAGACCAACAUGAGUUCGGUCAUCACAUUCGACAAGGGAGGAACGUGGGAGCUGCUUCAUGCACCCACAGCUGACAGUCUCGGAGGGACUGUGGACUGUCAGCUCAGUAAAGGAUGCUCCCUCCAUCUGGCGCAGCGUUGGAGCCAACUAUCAAACUUUCAACAGAGGAGGGUUCCCAUUUUAUCUAAGGAGUCUGCACCAGGACUCAUCAUGGCCACAGGAUCAGUUGGCAACAACUUGGCAAACAAACCGAAUGUGUAUGUGUCAAGCAGCGCGGGAGUCCAGUGGAGGGAGGCAUUAGCAGGUCCUCAUUUCUUCUCAUGGGGAGACCAUGGUGGUAUCCUGAUGGCUAUCCCACAAGGAGGCGCCAUUAACCAACUCAUGUUCAGCACUAAUGAGGGACAGACGUGGACCAAAUUUCAGUUCUCUGAUAAACAAGUAUAUGUUUAUCAGUUACUGACGGAGCCUGGGGAGAAAAGUACAGUCUUCACCAUCUUUGGAUCCUACGCCGGCCAGAGGCAUAGCUGGCUCAUUCUUCAGGUCAACGCUUCUGAUGCAUUAGGUGUUUCAUGUUCUGAGGCAGACUACAAACUUUGGUCCCCAUCAGAUGAACAUGGUAAUGAAUGUCUUCUGGGUCGAGAGAUAACAUUUAAGAGAAGAACACCUCACGCUAGAUGUUUCAACGGCGAAGACUUUGACCGUCCUGUCACCAUGACUAACUGCUCAUGCUCCCGUCAAGACUAUGAAUGUGACUAUGGCUUCAAGCUUAGUGAAGACUUGUCCCUGCAAGUGUGCGUUCCUGACCCCGAGUUUACUGGUGACGUCCAUGCUCCUCCAGUGCCAUGUCCUGUUGGCACCACUUACCGCUCCAGCAAAGGAUAUAGGAAGGUACCAGGAGACACUUGCAGUGGGGGAGAUGUGCAAGCCAGACUAGAUGGAGAGAUGUUACCUUGUCCUGUUGGAGAGAGUAAUGAGUUCAUCCUCUAUGCUGUGAGGACUUCUAUCCAUCGCUAUGACCUGGCCACUGGCACCGACCAGGUCCUCCCACUGCUGGGUCUAAAGGAGGCUGUGGCGCUGGACUUUGACUAUGACAAGAACUGCAUCUACUGGGCUGAUAUCCUGCUAGAUACCAUACAGCGUCUCUGUCUUAAUGGCAGCACCGGUCAAGAGAUUAUAGUGAGGAACAACCUACAGAAUGUUGAGGCUUUAGCCUUUGACUCCAUCAGCAGAUUGCUUUACUGGGUUGAUGCUGGUGCACAGAAAAUUGAGGUUUCCAAUCCUGAUGGGGACCUGCGUCACACCCUCCUGAACUCUUCCAUCCUCGAACAUCCACGAGCUCUUGUUCUUCUGCCUGAAAAGGGUCUCAUGUUCUGGACUGACUGGGGAGACAAAGCAGCAGGCAUUUACCGAAGCGCCAUGGAUGGAACCAGUGUUUCUUCUAUUGUGUCAGAGGGGGUCCGCUGGCCCAAUGGAAUUGCAGCUGAUGAUAACUGGUUGUACUGGACUGAGGCCUUCAGUGACCGAAUUGAGAGGGCUGACUUUAAUGGAGGUCAACGACGCAUUCUGUUUGAAGGGUUGCCCCACCCGUAUGCCAUUGCUGUCUUCAAAAAUGACUUGUAUUGGGAUGACUGGUCCAGAAUGGGUAUCUUCAAAGGUCCAAAAAGGGGUAGUCAUAGUACUGACCAAAUUGUUGGCAGACUUACUGGUGUGAUGGACCUUAAGAUUUUUUAUAAAGGCAAGAACAAAGGUCAUAACUCCUGUGCUGACCAGCCAUGCAGGUUGCUUUGUUUGCCUAAGCCUGGCUCUGGGCACACCUGUAUUUGCCCAGAAGGCACCCCGUCUAUCACCUUGUCUGAUGGACAGCUGCAGUGCAACUGUCCUACAGGAUACCAACUCCAAAACAAUACCUGUGUUAAGAGAGAGAGUACCUGUUCUGCCAACCAGUACCGCUGCUCAAAUGGCCGUUGUAUCAGUAAGAUCUGGAAGUGUGACAGUGACAACGACUGCGGAGAUAUGAGUGAUGAACAGGAGUGUCCGACAACAACUUGUGACCCGAACAAUCAGUUCCGCUGCGUCUCCACCGGUUCUUGCAUUCCUUUGUCUUUCCAAUGUGAUCAUGAAGAUGACUGCGGAGACAACAGUGAUGAAGAGCAUUGUGAGUCUCACGUGUGUGGAAAUGAUGAGUUUACCUGUGCACGGGGUGUUUGCAUCCGUGAGUCCUGGCGUUGCGAUGGAGACAAUGAUUGCAGAGACUGGUCAGACGAGGUUAACUGCACAGGUGGCCACCAUACAUGUGAAUCGAGUAGUUUCCAGUGUCACACCGGCCACUGCAUACCAAAGCGCUGGACGUGUGACGGUGACAAUGACUGCCAGGACGGCUCAGAUGAAGACCCUCAGUACUGUGAUGGACCUAGCUGUAAAGGUUUCCCCUGCUCCAAUGGCACCUGUUUGCCAGUAACUUCCCACUGUAAUGGGAUGAAGGAAUGUCCAGAUGGUGCUGACGAGGACUACUGUGACCCUUUGUGCACUCGUUACAUGGACUUUGUAUGCAAGGACCGAACCCAGUGUCUCUUUCAAUCCAUGGUAUGUGAUGGUGUCAAACACUGUGAAGAUGGGUCUGAUGAGGAUCCAGAUUAUGCCAAAUGUGCCCCUCCAUCUGAGUUUACCAAAGUGUGUGACCAAUACACCUUUGAAUGUGCCAAUGGAGAAUGUGUGAGUCUUGAGUGGAAAUGUGAUGGUAUGGAUGACUGCGGAGACUACUCAGAUGAAGCUAAUUGCGCUGCGCCCACUCAGGGUCCUGGAUGCUCAAGGUAUUUCCAGUUUGAGUGUAAAAAUGGACGCUGCAUCCCAACUUGGUGGAAGUGUGAUGAUGAAGAUGACUGUGGAGACUGGUCUGAUGAAGCAGACUGCACAGGUGAAGGAUCACACACUGUGGCGCCUGGACGGCCGACAUGCGGUCCCAACCGCUUCCACUGUACCACUGGAGCUUGUAUUGUAAACACUUGGGUUUGUGACGGCUAUACUGACUGCCCUGAUGGCAGUGAUGAGCUGGGAUGUCCCACAGUUGAUCCAUCCGUGACAAAUAACCCAAUGUCCACCAGGGACCCCUCGUCCUAUGCUCAUUGCCAGGAGGGUCAGUUUCUGUGUCACCAUGAGCGCCACUGCAUCCCUGGCUGGCAGCGAUGUGAUGGCCAUUUCCAAUGUCGAGAUGCCUCUGAUGAAGCCCAUUGUUCAACCCACAGCCAACCUUCCUGUGUGAACGGAACUCGCUGUGCUGAUGGAGAAAUAUGUGUGUUGAACGAAGAGUGGUGUGACGGCUUUUUGGAUUGUUCCGACCACAGUGAUGAGGACAACUGCACCGCGAAUACACUGGCCUAUAAAGUCCAGAACCUUCAAUGGAAUCCAGACUUCUCUGGCGCCAUCACUCUAACAUGGUCUUAUCCGAAAAAGAUUUCCCUGAACUCCUGCCUCUAUGUUGUCUAUUACAGGGUUAUAGGCACUCAGCCGUGGACCACCAUAGAUACUCACAGUAGCACCACCAGCUACAAACUUAAAGUCCUAAGACCAGACACCACUUAUCAAGUCAAGGUUCUCGCGCAGUGUCUCAAAAAGCUGCACAGUAACAAUGAAAUGAUAACGGUCAGAACACCAGAAGGAUUGCCUGAGCCUCCUACAAACCUAAAGCUGUCUUGUGAUGAAAGUAAGGAUGGGACAGUUGAUGUUUCCUGGAGUCCACCUCACAACGGAAACGGACUCAUUCGAGAAUAUAUUGUUGAAUACAGUGAGCAAAAUCUAGAAACCAAUGAGAAGGUGUGGACAUCACAGAGAAGUACCACAACCAGCACAGAGGUAAAGGGACUGCAGUCAGAAACGAUGUACAUGUUCAGGGUGGCAGCUGUGACCGGCCGAGGUAUGGGAAACUGGACUGCAGUUAAAACCUUAACUCCUGGGGAAGCGCUGCCUUCUCCUUCUGUGAAUGCUGACAUAGUCACUGCAGAUUCCAUGAGCCUUUCAUUCAGCCUCAACUCCAAGAAUGAAGUAAAACAGUACAUCGUGACUCUAUCCUGGCAGUUUGACUCUCACCUGAAGGAGAGCAAGAACUACACAGCCACAAAAAAUAUACUUAAAGUGAACAACCUGACAGCAGGGACAGUGUAUGAGGUGGCUGUGUGGGCUCACACUGCUGUCGGUGACAGUCCUACAGCCUUGUCUCAUCAUCGGACUCGGGGCGUCCAGCCACACAAGCCCAUCUUAAAAGCUUCAGCUCUCAACCAAACUUCUGUGAACUGCAGCUGGACCAUCACCAAUGGGGAAUCUGCAAAGGUGUAUGGUGUGUUUUAUGCCACAUCCUUCCUGGAUUUGUACUAUAAUCCUCAUCUGGUCCACACCAACUUUACCAAUUUGAUGGUUACUGUGGACAGCAAUGAGCAGUAUCUUUUUCUGGUGCGGGCUGUCACUCCCUUCUCCGGUCCUCCAUCUGAGCAUGUUGUGGUCAAAAUGAUUCCCAGUGACCGACUACCACCAAGAAAUCUCCACCGUGUGCAAACAGACAAGACAGAGGUCACACUUAAGUGGCAGCCUCCAUACGAUACACCAAAUAAGUCUCUGACAUAUGCAGUCCAUGUGCAGGAUGUUAUCCGCAAAGUGGAGCGGGACUAUAAAGUAGCAACAAAGAACAACACGGUGGAGUACCAUCUGAAAGGGUUGGAGCCUGGAGGACGCUACAGCAUCACAGUCCGUCUCUUCAACAUGAGCAACGAAGCUAGCUACACUCUGACCACAGUUCCUCUUCCGGCUCCUGACGCCUUGAAGAUACUGAAUGAGAAUGACCACAUAUUACUGUUGUGGAAGAGCAUAGCUGUCAAAGAUAAGACUUUCAAUGAGAGCAGGGGGUAUGAGGUGCAUAUGUAUGACAGUUUGACUAACAAGACUACCUCCCUGGGAAACACAACAGACCCCUACUUCAGCAUCAGCAACCUGCAGUUUGGACACAACUACACAUUCUCUGUCCAGGCCCGCUGUUUGAUAAAUGGCCAACUGUGCGGCGAGCCUGCACUGCUGCGCUAUAACCAUAUUAGAGCAGGAGCGAGUGGGGCGUCCCAAGGUGAUGGUCAUUCUGAGGACACGGCAGCAGUAGUGGUCCCGGUCCUUUUCUUGCUGCUUCUGGGCGUAUGUGGUGGCUUGGUGGUGCUCUACCUCAGACACCGUCGACUGCAGAACAAUUUUACCGCCUUUGCCAACUCCCACUACAACUCACGCUUGGGCUCUGCGGUCUUCUCCUCUGGGGAUGAACUAGUCGAUGAUGAUGACGAAGAUGCGCCCAUGAUUAGCGGCUUCUCAGAUGAUGUUCCCAUGGUCAUUGCGUAGCGCAACCUUCCUUUUACGAAUUUCUCCCUUCCCACUUAAUUAGAAAGAAACAUGAAGAAAUGAGAGAUAGAUAUUUUUCAAAUAUACAAUGCACUUUUUUGAACGCGCAAUAACUUAUUUUUUAUAUAAAAGGUGAAUAUAUGUAUAUGGGGUCAAAAAAGGACUUGAGGCUGUGUUGGACACGGAGGCAUACUGUGAAGAAUAAGCGCGGCGUGGAACGAUGGACCCUUUGCGAGUGGUCCAUCACGUAAAGCCAAAAUAUUUAUCCAGAGACUUAAAUAUAGAAUGCAAAAACAUCCAAACACGUGUAUAAAACCAAAUCCAAAAACGAAUAAUAAAUACAAAAAUGGCAAAUGUUGUUUUAAGCAACGACAUACACCUUUUAGCCCAAUGAAAGACAUCCAUUCAGCUGGAAAUCACACAUCAUCUGCAGGAGUUGAAUUCUUCACCUCUGUGAUUUCCAUUUGGGAACAUUCUGAACGGUACAUGCAUUAAAAGCAGCACACUCGUGACUGCUUAGGUAGAUAGAUGUUUUUUUUUGUUCCACCACCAGCACACUGUUGUAUGUUUGUAAAUUGACGCAACAUGUGCCAAGAUGAUUGGAUAAUUCCAAGCUCCGGGGAUUGAUCAUACCUCGCAUCACGACUACUUGUAAAUAUUGGCUUUUAAUACAUUUAUCUUUGUAUUUCUGCACCACAUUUUGUAAAAUUUAUAUUUUGAUUUUUUUUUUGUUUUUUUUUUUUGUUAAUUGUUCAUCCCCAGCUUUUUGCCAUAAAUGUAGUCAUCAUGUUUGGAGUUCUCAGGGAAUUGCGUUGGGUACCAGCAAAGCACCACCGUCAUCAGCGUCGUGGGUUCAGAUCAUUGGGUGAUAGCUCCUGUUAGGAGUCGCUUCCAAUAUUUAGAUGCAGAUUUUCUUAGGCAACCCAACUCCCCAAAUAAACACUUGCCUAUUCUGGGAUUAUGUAUAUAAUGCAGACUGAUAAUAUUUCUUCCAAAAAUUAGAUUUCUUGUAUAACAUCAUCUGUAAACAAGUUACUGUUUUGUUUGCAUUACAUGAACGAAAUCUAGUCUAGCAUGGGUUUUUAUACUAUCAAACCUUUAAAUGGUUAUUUUUUCACGCUGCAUAAAUCAUACAAACCAGUUAGUUGUCUAUAAAAUUGUUACAUCACCAAACAAUAUUUUAACACUGUUUAUUUACCAGUUGAACCAAAAUUUUGGGCAGUGACUCAUGUUUUGUCUUUCACAAACACAGCUGCUGCUUCGGCAUUUUAGAUCAUAUAGAUAGAGUUCAACCUCAAUUCUUUGCCGAUUGUCCAUUCAAUUUUUGCACUUUUCUACGGCCAAAGAAACGCCAAAUACAGUUUAAUUUAUUGUCAUUAAACAUAACAAUGUUGUGCGGCAUCACAUUCUGUAGAAUGCCGACCAAACUGCUGGUGAUAUGAUAGCUGAGUUCUGGUGGGUCAAAGCAACUGUAGGCAGACUACUUUUAAAUAACAUUUAAAUGAUUUCUUUUUUUAUUUUUUAACUUUUUGACAGGCUCUACUAUUCUGGCAGAGGUGGUCCUUCAAAUCUCAAAUUCGUUAUUGUCCGGACAGGUUAAUCUGAGGUUCAUUGUUCCAUAAAUCUGGAGAAAAAAAAACUCCCCCAAACAUACACUGUAUAAAAAUAAUACACAGUGCUAAGACUAAAUGGAAAUAAAUCCAAUUUAAACAGUAAGUCAUUAUUUACAUGUACACAUUUAUUUGUACACGUGACAACAAUUGGCUUUUAUUUUGUUUUAAAGAAAUGAGUAACUGUUUACUUUAUUAAUGCAAAUGCCGUAUGAAUACCUAACUAAAAAACGUAAGACAGCGGGUCAGUAAAACACAGUGUUUCUCACUGUGACAAAAUGAGCGUACCCCAUUAUUAAAAACAAAAAACUAACAUAGCAUAAUGUAGAUCAAGUAAGUGAUAAUUUGCUAAAAAUGUAAAGAACCGCGCGUAUGGAUGGUUUUUGUUGCACGGCCAUUAAUGUGUCAGUGUUGAAAUAUGAAGUCACCAAUGUCGCGACUUCCUUGCCCGGUCUGACUGUAUGGUAGUCUUUCAACUGCAAUGUUGUAUGUAGCCUCUGGGCUCGAGCCGUUGGGUCUUCUGCUUGAUUAUGAAUUUUUUUGUUUGUUUUUUUGGUUGGUUGUAUUUUUUUUGUUUUUUGUUUUUUUUUUUUGGUUCCUGUUGAAAAGUCCUCAUGAAUGUAUUUUCUACUCAUGUCCUUCUUCCACCGAUGACUUUUAUGUUCAUUUUGAUUCAUUCUUAUCGCAGGUUUUUAAGUAACUAUUCCAGUAUGGAAAUGCCUCUACAACCCACUUUCUCUUUUAACAAUUCAUAGAGCCCAAUUGUCAGGCCUACAAAAAUCAUCACGGUCUUGGCUAGCACUUUUUUUUCCCCUUUUGGUUUUAAUUCCUGAACUAUUCAUGUUGUCUUUGCCUUAACUUUUUUUGUUGUUGUUUUUUUGGGGGGGAGGCAAUUAUUUUGUGUUUAAUCUCUGGAAUCACUUUACUGUAUGUUUUGUUUUGGUUUGCAUUUGACCACAUAAUGCCUUUUAAGACACAUCAGAUGUCUAUAUAUUAACGUAGGGUAGAAAUGUUUCACAUAUGCAUACAUGAACAUUCAUUCACACCGUGAAAGAUGACGCUAUUAACAGGGCUUUUUGUUUUUCCAGUUUUGUCAAAUCACUGCUUCUUUCUUCUACCAGGGACACUUUUUAGCAUUUUUAAACCUCAUGUGCAAAGUCUAAUUGUCUUUGGCCAUUUGCACCCCACUUGUCUUUGUCGAAUCUUGUCAAAAAGUUUGCUUCAAAAUGUUUGGCACGGACAACUGGCAGUUUCUUUGAUGAUAUUAAUGUCUUAUUUGCUUAUCUUGGAGGUUGCAAGAAAAAAAAUGUUUAAGAAACAGUGUGAGGUGUUUUAAAAACCACUUUUGAAAUAAAGGUGUUUAAAAUUC
Molecule: messenger RNA, 9748 nt
Organism: Corythoichthys intestinalis (scribbled pipefish)
Lineage: Eukaryota; Metazoa; Chordata; Actinopteri; Syngnathiformes; Syngnathidae
Gene: sorl1
Product: sortilin-related receptor, L(DLR class) A repeats containing
Exons: 48
Coding region: 56-6769 (2237 amino acids)
Biological process (GO): protein targeting to lysosome; protein retention in Golgi apparatus; post-Golgi vesicle-mediated transport
Cellular component (GO): membrane; Golgi apparatus
Molecular function (GO): protein binding
Source: RefSeq, a predicted model, not a curated record